This is a messenger RNA of Mus musculus (house mouse), 2124 nucleotides long. RefSeq names its product immune system associated SCR family kinase partner (gene Israa). Lineage: Eukaryota; Metazoa; Chordata; Mammalia; Rodentia; Muridae. The transcript has a single exon. The record is from RefSeq and is marked validated. The coding region runs from base 35 to 412 and encodes 125 amino acids.
AGUAAGAGGGACUCAUCAGGGCUGAGAAAGGAGAAUGGCAGGGGAAACAGUGCUACAAGGAUGUCCUUUGUGUCCUGACCAUGCAGAAGGAGACAGAAGCCCCAGGAUUGGUGGUUCCCAGAGGCAGAGCCCACUCCUGGAGGUGACUCACACUCAGUGUUGUCAUUUGAUCCUUAGCUGUCUGUAUGUCUGGUGCCCUGUGACCCAGUCUCUUUAUGGUGCUCCGGAGCAGCAUUCCUUUCUGUCCCCCCUUGUUCUUCUCCACGCUUCCCAACGACCAGGUACACACCCACUUGCCAUCUCCCUGUUAACCCUACCUUCCCAGUUAGUGCCUGAGUACACAGAAGUGACAUCUCUCCAGGUCAUCAGAAUUCUUGUCAAUCCCUCUGAGUCAGCAAACUGCCUGGGUUAGAAGUCUGGGACUUCUCUGGGACUCAGAACCCAGUGCCCAGAAUCUGAGCCACAUCAAGGCUGGUUGUUCUCCCUCUCCUCAUCUUGAGAGUUUGGCUUGUGCAUGACAGGCCUGCCUGCCCACUUAGUUAGCCUUCCUUCCUUUCUUCCUAACUUCCUGAUGGCCUUCGAAGCCCCUAGACUUACCAUAUCACUACCAAAAGAAAAAAGAAAAAGAAAAAGCUGUAAGUGGGAAGUGACCCACUUUUGACCCCUGGUACAUGCAUCCCAGGUAGAUGCCUUGGUCCCUUGUCUUAUUGGAACUGAUUCUAGCUCAUCCAUGAGCUGAAGGAAGUCAGUCCUUUGACCCAAGCUUGGGACUGUGGUGUCCUGGCUACAUUAUCUCCCUUCUCACCCCUCCUCUAGAGGGUCCUUCAGGGGGCGGGCUCCCCACUGCCAGAGGAUAAAGCAUCCCCGACUCCGGAGCCAGCCAGCCAUGCCACAGCACUGUAUUUAUUGGCGGCUCCUCUUCACUCAGGCCCACGACAGGAGUUCAGACCCCCGCGAGAAAAGCCACCCGCUAUUGAUCCUUAGUCAGGUCUCCGGAGCCUGGCAGACAUUCAUCAAGGAGCCACAGCAUGGGGCUACAGCUCGCCCUUUCUUUCUUCUUCCUUUCUUCUACCCCCCAAGUCAUUCCCCCCCCCCCCGGGGGGGGGGGUCCGAGGGAGGCGGGUGAGGGGGCUUGCCGAGGUCACUCCAAGAGCUGCAGAGCGUCUGGAAGUGGAGUCGCAGGAUGCCUUUGUCUGCUGCCUCUUUUUGUAGAUCCUUAUCAAGGCAAGCACUGCGGGGUGGGGUGGGGUGGGGUGGGGUUGGCUGUGGGCCCCGGGCUUUUGAGCAAGUCUUUGGAAGUUAGAGAUGUGGAACUUGGAGCGAGUCAGGGAAAGCCCUUCUAACGAAGAUAGUGUGUGGAGUGCCGGCAUUUCUGUAGACUCCAAUACUAAAAAGAGGCUGCUAACCAAGAGGGCCUUGAGGGAUUUGAUUCCAGAGAAGAGAGCCUAGAAAUUAGCAAGUGAAAGGGGCCAGUUUGGACUGAUGAAUGGGUGCUUGAAAACAAUUUGUUUUCUUAAGUAUGUAAAUAUGCUAGUGAAGAGUAUUUACUUUUUGGGUUACCUUGGAAAACCCUGUAUCUUGAAUAUUAUUUCCAUCCUCAGGGUCCCACUCAGGAGCUUCUGAAGUGGGUCCCGAGGAGAACUAAGAGGUAGGAGGACGAGGAGGCAAAACAACGGGAAGCUGUCUUUAUAAUUUCUAAAGGAUUACCACCACCAAGUCCCUGCCCCUAAGGUGUAAACUUUGCUCAGUUCCAGCCUGAAUGUUCACUCAACCUGCAGGAAUGAUCUUUCUUAAUAUAUGUAUUUCAAAAUAUAUGUAUAUUUUAUUUAUAUAUGUAUAUUUCAUGUAUGAAUAUGUUUGCUUGCUUAUAUGUCCGUGUUCCACUUGUGUGUCUGGUGCCCUCGGACUAGAAGAGGGUGUUGAAUUUCCCUAAACCUGGAGUUUCAGAUGAUUGUGAGCUGCCACAUGGGUGCCAAGGAGAGAAUUCUGGCCCUCUGCAAGAGCAAGAAACCUCUUUUAACCACUGAGCCAUCUCUCCUGCCCCAGGACUAUCUUUGUAAAGUUAGUUCUUUCUGCUACUGUGUGUGUAAGCCCUUGGCCACUGAACAGGCCCUAUGAAUCAGA